Messenger RNA from Peronospora belbahrii, 1368 nucleotides. The record is from the annotation of a GenBank genome assembly. NCBI's taxonomy places the organism in Eukaryota, Oomycota, Peronosporomycetes, Peronosporales, Peronosporaceae.
AUGUCUGAGUUUAAGAUGACCAUAUGCUGCAUGGGGGCCGGUUACGUAGGUGGCCCGACCAUGGCUGUGAUAGCAGCAGCUUGUCCGGAUAUUAAAGUAGUUGUUGUGGAUGUGUCUGCAGCGCAGAUUGCCAAGUGGAAUACACCUGAUGAUAUUCCUAUCUAUGAGCCUGGACUUAAGGAACUUGUUGACGCCCAGCGCCACAAGAAUCUCUUCUUUUCUACAGAUGUGGACAAAUAUAUCCAGGAGGCUGCCAUUAUUUUUGUAUGUGUGAAUACACCCACAAAGACAAGUGGCAUUGGAGCAGGGAGUGCUGCUGAUACAAAGAACUGUGAAGCUUGCGCCCGUAAGAUUGCAGAAGUAGCGACUGAGGAUAAAAUUGUGGUGGAAAAAUCGACAGUCCCUGUGCGUACGUCCGAGAGUAUUAAGGCUGUGUUACGUGCUAAUUCCAAGGGACUUAAAUUUGAAGUACUGUCCAACCCUGAGUUCUUGGCUGAAGGAACAGCUAUCAAGGACUUGCAAAAUCCAAGCCGCAUUUUAAUUGGAGGAGCAGAGACACCAGAAGGACACGCCGCUGUGGAGAAACUCGUAAGUGUUUAUGCCUAUUGGGUACCUCGUGAACGGAUCAUCACGACCAAUGUCUGGUCGUCGGAGCUGUCGAAACUUGUGGCCAAUGCUUUCUUGGCGCAGCGUAUCUCUAGCAUUAAUUCGAUUUCCGCCUUGUGUGAAGCGACCGGUGCCAAUGUACACGAAGUGGCGCGAGCUGUUGGUGCUGACGACCGCAUUGGUGCCAAGUUUCUCAACUGCUCAAGCUUCCAUCUGCCUGAGGUGGCUGAGUACUGGCGCCAAGUUGUGACGAUGAACGAGUAUCAAAAGACUCGUUUCGCGACUACGAUGAUCAGUCGGAUGUUUAACACGGUAACGAACAAAAAGAUCUGCAUCUUUGGUUUUGCCUUCAAGAAGGACACGGGUGACGUGCGUGAGACACCUGCUGCCACGAUUCUGAAGUAUCUGUUGGAGGAGAAGGCAAACGUGGCGGUUUAUGACCCGCAGAUUAAGAUCGAAGAUAUGAUGCACGAGCUCGAGUACCAGGGUGUGAAUAGCACUAGCCAUCCUAUGAUGGACAAGCUGCUUACGGUGUACAACGAUCCUUAUGAGGCUGCCAUGAAUUCUCAUGCCAUCGCUGUGCUUACUGAAUGGGAUGAGUUCAAGACACUGGACUAUGCUAAGAUCUAUACGGGAAUGACCAAGCCCGCCUUCUUUUUCGAUGGCCGCAAUGUCCUACCGUACGACAAGAUCGCCGAUUUGGGUGCAAAGGUGUACGUUAUCGGCCGCGCCGACGUUGUCUCGGGAGAGCUGCCUUUUUAG